Messenger RNA from Ictalurus punctatus (channel catfish), 2871 nucleotides. RefSeq names its product V-set and transmembrane domain containing 4b (gene vstm4b). NCBI's taxonomy places the organism in Eukaryota, Metazoa, Chordata, Actinopteri, Siluriformes, Ictaluridae. The transcript is spliced from 8 exons. The record is from RefSeq and is a predicted model, not a curated record. The coding region runs from base 128 to 1087 and encodes 319 amino acids.
CUAAGAAGAAACAGGACAUGCCCUGUCUCAGGUUUCAGAGUGGAAAAGGGGAGAAAAUAAAGGAGACUGGACGGGCGCCUUUCUGUGGGGACACUGAACUUUUUUAUGGAGCCAGUCAGACUGGAGAAUGAAGAUCUGUGCAGGGUUAACAGUUUUCCUGACUAGUGUUUUCUUCAGAGAUAUUUGUGCAGCCAUUAAUGCCACGGUCACUCCAUCUCCAUUCCUGGUGGCAGUUGAGGGUGAGAACGUCACUCUAUCAUGUCAGGUGAACCAGUGGCACAAAUCAGACACUGCUCUUGUGCUACGCUGGAUUUUCCAUCCCACGUCUGGAGGAGACGAGCAGCUCCUUGCCAAAGUGAACAUGAGGAGGGCCAAAUUCUAUGGAAACUACAGCAAGAGCUUCCCCAAACCCAAGAUUAAGUUAAUAGUAGUGAAGCAGGGCAAGAUCUACAACCUCUUGAUCAUCAACAUUACCAGAGAUGACAGAGGCUUGUACAGCUGCAAAGUGCAGGAGUUUAAGAAGCAUCAGGACAGAUGGAAAUCGUCUGCCAACUCCACAGCAGCGACAGAACUUAAAGUGCACUUCCUUCCAUCCACCAAUGCCAAGGACGGGCUUUGGACCCUGUUUGAAGAUGUGUAUCUGUGUGCGGUGCUGAUAUGUUGUGUAGGGCUCUUGUGCAUGUGUAUGUUUACUGUGACAGUAGGCUGCCAGUAUCUGCAAAAGAAGAGGCAUUUAAAAGAAAAUUACCAUUUGGUGAAGAGUCCCCAAAACAGUUCUGGAGAAACAGUCACAAGUGUAGUUAGUCUAUCUCCAGCUCUUCCCAAGAAGCAAAAGAAUUACAAGAUGAAGAAAAAAGCAGAACAAGUGGAGGAGCCACCAGAGAUCCCAGCUAAAGCACCCAUUGCUGACAGACUGAGAAAGCCAAAACUUUUAAAACCUCAACCAAGAAAGAUCAUUUUGCCAAAGAUUGCAGAGGAGAGUUUAACUUACGCAGAACUUGAACUGGUGAAACCUCUCCCAGAUGCCAAAACUUCAAAGACAGGAACUGUGUACGCCCAAAUCCUUUUUGAAGACAAAAUGGUGUAGGACAAAAUCGUUUUGCUUUAUCAUUGAUUAUUUAUAAUGCUCAAUAUUAUUGACAAUGUCUAGUAAACUUUUGUCACCAGAUUUGUAACAUAGUGUUGAAUUGUAAUUCUUUGUUCAUGUUGUGUUUUAUUAUUUUUAUUAUUGAAAAACUCAAACACUCUGCAUAUAGACUGCUACACAAGACGCCGGGCCGACUGACGGCUCAGAUAGUGGUAAAGAACAUUCCACUGUGUUUUGUCUGACACAUCUCAUAGCUGUAUAAACAGCCAUUUUUAACCAUCGACUCCCCUGUAACUACUCCUGUUAUCAGAGGUCCCCUUUCAUUUGAGUGCCAAGAUCAACUCCCUGCUCGGCAAUGCACGAAUUAGUGAUCCAAGGUAGAGCUUGAUUGCUAGUUAGAGCUGGAGAUCCAGACGUGAGCAAAAUACUGAAAAAAUCAUGUUUGCUUUAAUCACUGUAUAUGACGUUAUGUUUAUCUCUUUAGUGCAUGCUAAACUAAUGUAUGAGCAAAAUGCUGACUGAAAUGAUAAUGAGAACCUUCAUAUCUGUAUCCACCAAUGUAUAGAGAUCAAAAUCAAAAUAUCUGUAAUUGCCAUUCAACGUACAUCAACAUUAUUGAAUUCCUAAAAAAAAACCUGUAUAUAUGUAUAUACUGUACACACACACACACACACACAUACACACACACACACCAAGAAGCCAAUUUAUAUGGUAGUAAAUAGGUGGAGCUGGCAAUCUUGAAAAUCUGUGUAUGUGCAACAGCAUAACACAACACAUGCACAGUUGUAACCUAUGACAAUAUAAAACAGUACACUCUCAAAAAAAAAAAAAGAGAGAAAGAAAAUGGUACUUUUCUUGCUAUUGGUGUGAUACCAUUUUCUUUUGUACCUGGAAAUGUGGAUAUAAUCUGGGUUAAAAAAGAUUUAAGGUACAUAACUGAAUUGUAAUUGCCUUUUACAGUAAAGUUUUAAGGUGCACUACAUGUAAGGUGUACACUUGAGGGUAUCACCCCAAAAGGAACGGUACCGUGUGUACAGUAUUGUAGCAUAGUACUGUAAUACAACUUCGUGAUUGUGAUGAGUGUGAAUAGAAGAGAUUUGACCUAUUGCACAGUGUAAUAAUUAAAAAAAUAUAUAUCACACAAUAAACCACAAUAAGAACAUUUGCAUAAAUAUCUAUUAUAACUGUUCAUUAUAGACAGAUGGAAGUGGACAACCACUAUUCCUGAGCAGCUUAACUGGAACUCAUCUGCAUCUUUUCCCAUAUUUUAUUGUUUUUAUUCACUAUGUCUUAUUAAUCCAAUGGCCUCCGCUCUGGAAAAACUUCACGUUCCGAACAAACAGAAACCAACAUGGAAACACUCAUGUUGCAAAGAAUUAUGGGAUGUCAUUAACCUCUUCCAUUUAGAAAAGGGUACUGACAUUAUAACAAACCUUCAUCUGGGAACGUUAUUUAACUGUGAAAAUGAAACACUCCUCCAAACCUUACUGAGCGUAAUAGCAGGCCACUGCGUGCACUACUAAUAAGUACCAGCUGUGAAUUCGGCACAACAAGGCCAUCCUAAGCUCACGCAAACAGCACACGCUGCAUCGAUUUCUCUCUUUCCAGCCACACACUUACAUCAGCAUACUGCUAAAGUUUCAUAAAAGAUUAAGAGAUUGUGCAAUUUGUGUAAACAUGUUGACAUGGUAACCAGGUUAACUUGAUUAAUGUAUACCUUAUAUGUGUCCUGUAUGUAUUGUUUCUUAUUUGUAUUGUUUUUUAUAAAGUAUAAAAAAGUCAAA